This is a messenger RNA of Mycosarcoma maydis (corn smut), 972 nucleotides long. RefSeq lists its product as uncharacterized. Gene Ontology annotation, cellular component: nucleus. Gene Ontology annotation, biological process: regulation of DNA-templated transcription. The record is from RefSeq and is a predicted model, not a curated record. NCBI's taxonomy places the organism in Eukaryota, Fungi, Basidiomycota, Ustilaginomycetes, Ustilaginales. Bases 1 to 972 code for a protein of 323 amino acids. The transcript has a single exon.
AUGGCCGGCCGCAAUUCGGGGAGCCCGGAGAGCACGUCCGACAUGAACCCAGGAAAUCAUGCAAAGCAACAUGUUGAUAAGUCGAAGGACGUCGUACGAGAGGAUGCACGUGGGGCGAAUCCAACCUCUAUGAAGCCGUCUCCUCUGCGAGCACCAUGUUGUGAUAGCGAGACGACUUCGGAAGCUGGACCUAGUAGAUCCAGUCUGAGCUGGAACGCUGGUAGUAAGGCCAAGGCAUGUGAAUAUCGGAGUUACACACGACCCAAAUUUAGGGGAACGGAUAUGUAUGUCGACGAAAUCUUCCUCGACGACUACAAGGACGAGAUUGACGAUCCCGAGCUUUACCGCAACAUAGCACUGCUUCUACCACCAGCGCAACGUGUUGAGCCGGGACACUCUUUGAAAGCGUGUCCAAGGCCGCUUUGGGGUCUUUCAACGUCGCCGCACGAAUUCUUCAAGACGAGACACGACGAAGCCGGAUCAUCAUGCUUGACAGAGGUGCAUCCGCGCGUCCAAGCGACCGUGGAACGCUUCCACGAGCUCAAGCGUCAAGGUAUCCACUACAACCAAGAACUCAUCAAGAAUCGGUCGUUCAACAAUCCACACGUCUACUCACAGCUCGUCGACCUGCUAGCCAUCGACGAGACCCGGUCCAAUCUUCCCUGCAUUGACACCGGACGCGUCCAGGGAAGCUGGAGAUUAACAUUUCCGCUAAACCCCGAACAGCUCGUCCAAGGCGAUCCGAUAGCCAUCGAACAACGCCAGAAGAAGCAGGCGGACACCGAGAGCCACACAAAGCUGCGCACACCACGUAAUCGAACCAUCCACUUUGGCCGCGGUCGAGUUCACGACGAAUCCGAACCCGAACCCGAACCUGAACCCGAACUCGAUAGACCACCAAAACGCCGAUCGUCCGGCGAAAACCAGAUGCGAGGCGCGAACACAAGCAUACCCAAGCGUCGUGCUCAUUGA